This is a messenger RNA of Dovyalis caffra, 1125 nucleotides long. The record is from the annotation of a GenBank genome assembly. NCBI's taxonomy places the organism in Eukaryota, Viridiplantae, Streptophyta, Magnoliopsida, Malpighiales, Salicaceae.
AUGAGGAAGUUGUGUCCUAAUUACGAUAGGGAAGAUGCACUCGACACCGUCUUGGAGGUCCCCAUACCUGAAGAGAUGUUCACAAAAAUGGGCAACAAUUCGGCUUCUCGUUGGCAAAACAUGCGUGCAUUGAUGAAAGAUCAAGCUGCUCCUGAUAAAUCAACCCAUCUCCAAUCUAAAUCAAAUAAUGAAUUUAUAGCAUUGCUUAAGCUUGUUGGCUCUCCUCUUAUCCCUUUUCAGGCCGACCCUGAUAUGCCUCUCACUCGUCCUCUCAAAAACUGUUCCAUUGAAGCCUCUACCGCGAAAUAUAUAGUACAACAAUAUAUAGCAGCAAUUGGAGGACCAUUGGCACUGAAUUCAGUGAAGAGCAUGUAUGCAGUAGGGCAGGUAAAGAUGGCUGCAUCAGAAAUGCAACAAGGUGAUGACAGUGUGCAAGCUGGAGGCAAGUCCGAGGUUGGUGGGUUUGUGCUAUGGCAAAAAAACCCUGAUUUAUGGUACCUGGAACUAGUUGUUUCUGGUUACAAGGUCAGUGCAGGCAGUGAUGGCAAGGUUGCUUGGAACCAAUCCUCUUCUCAGGCUUCUCAUGCUAAUAGAGGUCCUCCAAGACCCUUGCGACGGUUCUUCCAGGGAUUGGAUCCAAGGUGCACUGCCAACUUGUUCUCAGAAGCAGUAUGCAUUGCAGAGAAGAAAGUGAACGAUGAAGACUGCUUUGUACUCAAGCUCGAGACCGACUCAACCACCCUUAAAGCUCAAAGUUCUUCCAAUACUGAAAUCGUACACCAUAAAAUAUGGGGCUACUUCAGCCAAAGAACAGGACUACUUGUCAAAUUCGAAGACACGAAAUUAGUGAAGAUGAAACCGAUUAAAGGAAACGACAGUGUGUUUUGGGAGACAAGCAUAGAGUCAGUGGUUGGAGAUUAUAGAUACAUUGAAGGCAUCAAUGUAGCACAUAGUGGAAAGACCACUGCAACACUUUACAGAUAUGGAGCAUCACAUAAUCAUAAGAGGAAAAUAGAGGAAACAUGGAUGAUUGACGAAGUUGAUUUUAAUAUAUGUGGGUUGUCAAUGGAUUGCUUUUUACCUCCUGCUGAUCUAAAGAGAGAACAAGAAGGUGGAGAGCAGUGA